This is a messenger RNA of Benincasa hispida (wax gourd), 1294 nucleotides long. RefSeq names its product alpha-1,3-arabinosyltransferase XAT3-like. NCBI's taxonomy places the organism in Eukaryota, Viridiplantae, Streptophyta, Magnoliopsida, Cucurbitales, Cucurbitaceae. Gene Ontology annotation, molecular function: glycosyltransferase activity. The record is from RefSeq and is a predicted model, not a curated record.
GGCAACACCAAUGUGCAGUUUGAUGGAUAGAACAGACUUCUGUGAGAUUGGUGUGAAUGUCAGAAUUCAUGGAGAAUCUUCCUCAGUAUUUUUUGCUUCAACUGACAUGAAAGAUAUCUCAGAAGACAAAACCACUUGGAAAAUCAAACCUUAUGCCAGAAAAGAUGACGAAAUAGCAAUGAGUAAUACAAGAGAAUGGUCUAUAAAAGCACCAAAAAACCCCCAAAAAUUGCCUCGGUGCACAAAAAACCACAGUGUUCCAGCCAUCCUCUUCUCCAUUGGAGGAUAUGCAGGAAACCAUUUCCAUGACUUCACAGAUGUGAUCAUUCCACUGUUCAUAACAGCAAGAAAGUUCAAUGGAGAGGUCCAAUUUCUCAUAACUGAUGAAGCAUCUUGGUGGGUUUUGAAGUAUCAAACAAUACUAUCAAAGCUAUCCAACUAUGAAAUCAUUUACAUUGACAGGGAAACACAAAUUCAUUGCUUUCCUCAAGCCAUUUUUGGUCUUAAACGUGACCCAAAUGAGCUUAGAAUAAACCCAAAAAAGCAUUCAUACUCCAUGAAAGAUUUCAAGGAGUUUUUGAGAAGUUCAUACUCAUUAAAGAGAGCCAGAGCAAUUGAAAACAAAGGAGGCAGAGGAAGGAAGAAGAAGAAGCAAAAGCCACAGCUUCUUAUAGUUAAAAGGAGCAAAACAAGGUCUUUUACAAACAUAGAGGAGAUCAGAAAAAUGGCUAAGAUAUUGGGUUUCAAAGUGAUUGUUGUAGAACCAGAUAUAAACUUAAAGAAAGUAGCAGAAAUUGUGAAUUCUUGUGAUGUGAUGAUGGGAGUUCAUGGAGCUGGACUUACUAACAUAGUGUUUCUUCCUGAAAAAGCAGUUUUUAUUCAGAUUGUACCAUUUGGAGGGGGAGAUUGGGUUUCAUCUAACUUCUUUGGAGAGCCUUCAAAGGAUAUGGAUUUGAAGUAUUUGGAAUACAAGAUGAGUUUGGAGGAAAGUACUCUGAUUCAACAGUACCCAAAAGAAGAUGUGGUUUUGAGAGAUCCUCAGAUAAUUGAAAAACAGGGUUGGAGUACUUUCAAAUCAAUCUAUUUUGAUAAGCAAAAUGUGAAUCUUGAUAUCAACAGAUUUAGACCUACUUUGCUCAAAGCUCUCCAGCUUCUGCAGCAGUAGCUAGUUAGCCAUAUAUAUACAUCCAACUUGUUUGGAAUAACUUUCUAUAUAUGUUCUUAUGCAUCUACAAAGUAAUCCACAUCCUUGAAAGUGGAUCGAAGUUGUCUUUUUGUUUGUCCCCUAAAGAUG